GGAGCGCGGGGCAGCGCCCGGGGGCGGCGGCGGCAUCACCAUGGGCCGGCCGGGCAGGGUGCUGCGGCUGCUGGCGCUGCUGGAGCUGCCCUGCUGCCUGCUGGAGCUGCUGCUCGGGGAGGCGGCCCGCGGGCAGGAGAUGUACGCGCCCCACUCCAUCCGCCUGGAGGGGGACAUCACCCUGGGCGGCCUCUUCCCCGUGCACGCCAAGGGCUCCCCCUGCGGGGACAUCAAGAAGGAGAACGGCAUCCACAGGCUGGAGGCGAUGCUCUACGCCCUGGACCAGAUCAACAGCGACCCGGACCUGCUGCCCAACGUGACGCUGGGCGCCCGCAUCCUGGACACCUGCUCCCGGGACACCUACGCGCUGGAGCAGUCGCUCACCUUCGUCCAGGCGCUCAUCCAGAAGGACACCUCCGACGUGAGGUGCACCAACGGCGAGCCGCCCGUCUUCGUCAAGCCGGAGAAAGUAGUUGGAGUGAUCGGGGCAUCGGGGAGUUCCGUGUCCAUUAUGGUGGCCAACAUCCUCCGGCUGUUCCAGUUUUUCUAUCUGACAGCAGCACAGAAAAUCUCUGAGUAACUGGAUGAUCCUCAAGGUCCCCCCCAUCCCAAGCCCUUCCACGGAUGAUGAUGCAAAGGAAGUGAGCUUUUGGAGAUGUGCCUGCUGCGGCUGCAGUGGAGGAUUUGCAAAGGAGGAGAAGAUGGUUUGAUUCCCAGCACACCUUGGACAACUGGAACAGACAACUGGAGGGGGCUGCCCAGGG
Molecule: messenger RNA, 764 nt
Organism: Motacilla alba alba
Lineage: Eukaryota; Metazoa; Chordata; Aves; Passeriformes; Motacillidae
Product: metabotropic glutamate receptor 7-like
Exons: 2
Coding region: 41-580 (179 amino acids)
Biological process (GO): regulation of synaptic transmission, glutamatergic; G protein-coupled glutamate receptor signaling pathway
Cellular component (GO): membrane
Molecular function (GO): group III metabotropic glutamate receptor activity
Source: RefSeq, a predicted model, not a curated record